Molecule: messenger RNA, 264 nt
Organism: Laetiporus sulphureus 93-53
Lineage: Eukaryota; Fungi; Basidiomycota; Agaricomycetes; Polyporales; Laetiporaceae
Exons: 1
Source: RefSeq, a predicted model, not a curated record
GCAAUCAACAUCCAUUACUUCUUUGAGGAGCUAUACACUCAAAAGUAUGUUGAUGGAGCAUCCAUGGCCGACCACAUCGCCACGAUGAUUAAUAUCUGGCAGAAGAUUACUGUGGCUGGGGAAAUGCUCCCCAAUGUUCAUGUUGCUCAUGCUCUCGUGCUCUCACUCCCUCGCAUGCAGUCAUGGGAACUUAUGAAGAUUCAACUGUUCUCAAUGGACUCGAAGCAGUUAAUGUCGAAGGUGGUCAGCACCAAGCUUCAGUCA